Messenger RNA from Amorphotheca resinae ATCC 22711, 2556 nucleotides. RefSeq lists its product as hypothetical. The record is from RefSeq and is a predicted model, not a curated record. NCBI's taxonomy places the organism in Eukaryota, Fungi, Ascomycota, Leotiomycetes, Helotiales, Amorphothecaceae. Bases 1 to 2556 code for a protein of 851 amino acids. The transcript has 4 exons.
AUGGCGUCCAAAAAGCCCCAAGAGAGUCCCGGUGCUAGUCACGAGAUGUCUAUGUCGACAAGAUCGAAGAGGAUAUUCUCCGAAGCCAGUUUUGUAGAGGACACUGAGCAAACACCGCCCAAGAAACUGCGCUCCGAUGUUCCAGAAAUCCAAGUCGAAUCCGCAGCGAAUUCGGACGACGAAACCCCCCAGCCUCCGCCUCCCAUGAGAGCAUCACGUGGCCGUGGCCGUGGUGGCCGCAGAGGUCGUGGUGGCAGAGGUAGGGGCAGUUCCGGACUUUUUGGAAGAGGCUCUACUGCUACAGAUGCUCCACAAACUUCUGUAAAGGGAGGGCGUGGUAGAGGUGGUGGACGUGUCAAGAAGUCUACCAAUGCUCGCAUACAAGCCCUCUACCAUAGGAAGAGGGCCCUCAGACUGCAAUUCAAGCAGAUCAGGUUCAUUCAGAAAGAUGCUCUACUUGAACUGGCUAAUAGGUCUUUGCAAUUUCUAACGGAUCCCAAAUAUCACGAAACCCUUCCGGAGUUCCAAGAGACCAUGAAGGCCCUUGAUGAGAAAUAUCAACAAGUCGUUGACGGCCUCAACGCGAGAUUGAAGAUGGAAGAAGGUUACAUCGACCGAAAGGCUGAGAUGAACUCUGAUCUUGUCAAGCGUCAAUUUGCAGCCAAGAUUGAAGACCUCAAGGACACAUACGAGUCUCGCAUCAAGCAGCAAAUGCUCUACGUAGUGCGCCAAGCGGAGACUGGUGGCACUGCUGAGACAACCCCCUUUCAUCGUGGUCUCCCUGGCGAGGUUGUCAAACAUAUUGACCGACCGCCAAGCAUCGUGGACCCCAUCGCCACUCCUUACCACCCUGGCUUCUUGGAAGUUGAGACGAACCCUUACGUACCUGUAGUCCAUCCUGCUGUUUGGUGGAAAGAAAUUCUUGAUAAUGCUGGACGCGAAGCCUGGAGGAUUGCGGAACGCAAACGCAAGCCCAUUGAGGGUUUCGAACCAGAAGUAGAAAAGAAGAAGGGCGGUAGAAAGAGCAAGAACGCUUCUCCAGCAAAAGGAAAAGCCCAAGCUGAACCAACGGUGGCGCGUAAGAAGUCGUCACUCUAUCGACCUGCUCUGGAAGAGACAGCUGCUCAGUCGAAUGAUGCUUCUGUUGCCGCUACACCUGUCGAGACUUCCGAGGCAGAACCUGAUCAGGAAUCAGCGCCCAAUGCCGAUGGCGACGAGCAGCCUAUGGACAAGUAUGGUGUCUAUCUCCCUAAGAAACCAAUCCCCCGAAAUGGGGAGCCUCCCCAGAACAGAUUUGUGCAAAAGCCUCACGUUACCUUUGAAGAUGACGAGAUUGGUGUAAGAGUACAUCAUUCGAAGAAGGUCCAGCAGGAGCACCUCUAUCUAGGUAGCGAUCCGUCCCCCAACCCUCACAGACUUCACUUCGAUCAGUUUGUGCGGGGAGAGAACUCUGCCUUGAACCGCCCCGAAGAUCUAGACGCUAAACUCGUCGAAAUAUACGGCGUUCACCCGACCUUUGGACUUCCUAUUCCAGGAUCUCGAAACCCUGAUCCGUCUCCGACCGACUGGACCAAGGAUUUGGAGCCUACAUACCCUAUUGUGUUCAUCGAUCCGCAGACAGGGGAUGUCUCCCGCACAUCCAGAUCGGCUUGGAUGAUAGAAGCAGACCGCAAAUGGGAAUCUACAGAUAUGAGUGAGGCCACGAGGAGUAAGGUCCGGUCUGCCCUGGAGGUUUUAUCUCCUCCCACUGCCCCUAAGGAUGAGUUCCAGGACGAGUCCCUUGAUGUGCAGGGUAUUCACCAGUCUCUCAUGAAUGCCGUCAACUCGGCCCUUCUGGAUGCUGUCAACUCUGUCCCUCCCCCAUCACCACCGCCAGCCACCCCAGCUCGGCGUCCCUUCUACGACGCUGCACGCGACACCACAGGGCAUAUCCCAUAUCAGACUCCGUAUAGCCAGCCCACAGCCCGGCAAGGGGGAUCAACGCUGACAGCUCUUGCUGAUGCCGCUGAGAUUGCUCCUCGCCCUCAUACCAGCGUUCAACAAGCUCCCGGAUAUGGAGUACAGUCGGAAUGGAUGUCAAAUGUUCGCUCGUCGCGGUCAAUGGAAGAGUUUCGUCGAGCCCCGCUUAACAUGGGUGAUGGCAGAAUCUUAUAUCGGGACCAAAACCCGUAUCAGAUGGGACCUUCGCGAGUUCACCCGCCACCCCAAACUCAGCAGCAACUCCAACCUCAGCCGCAACUCCAGCCUCAGCCGCAGCUUCAACCCCAGCCGCAGCUUCAACCACAGCAGCAACUUCAGCCUCAACGGCAACUCCAACCACAGCCGCAAUUCCAACCCCAGCAGCAAAUGCAAGCUCAGCCACCGUUCCAACCUCAGCAGCAAAUGCAAAUGCAAAUGCAAACUCCGCAGCCAAUUCCGCCUCAAACUUUCUACCAGCAGACACCCCAGCCACAAGCACACUUUUCUCCACGAGGAUUGCGCCCGCUGGCUCCGGCCCCACCGCUACCCCCUCCUCCUCCUCCCUCGCAGCAGUGGCCACGAUUCCGGCGCCAGUAG